Molecule: messenger RNA, 2167 nt
Organism: Exophiala xenobiotica
Lineage: Eukaryota; Fungi; Ascomycota; Eurotiomycetes; Chaetothyriales; Herpotrichiellaceae
Exons: 1
Coding region: 282-2096 (604 amino acids)
Source: RefSeq, a predicted model, not a curated record
CAUACAUUCGACCUCCCAAUGCAUGAGGAGUCGUCACCUCUCAACAUCAACCAUGAUUUUGGCCGGCUAGGAAAGUCUCUGGACCGGUUAGCCGGCUUCAAGUAGGGGAGGUUAAGUUGGAUCUCCUUGUGGCUGACGCUCAAAUACUGUGAAAACCCCCAGUUUGGAGUUCUGGUUCGGGCAGCGUUCAGCUUCGACAGGUAGGCCCGAGUUUCAACCGUGCUGUAUCCUGUUCAUGCUUAUUCCCUUUGGGUCAUGACAAUAUGCUCGGCUAGAACAGGAUGGCCUUGAAAAUAAACAGUCGAAGCCUGUUGUCGCUUACAAUUCUAACCUGUUUCAUACUGCGACUCGUCAAUGCUCAGGACGAUGGCGACACCUUAUGGUUCUAUUCAAGACCCGAUUUGACUCCACCUGCCCUGCACGUUAGCAUCUCCGAGGAUGGCACUGUUCCAGGAUACAUCUUUAUGGCGCCUUACCAGACUGAGCAGGACUCGGCCGUGAUUUAUGAUAUAAAGGGACAACUGAUCUGGAGCGGGUAUGGUGUCACUGGCGGAGGCAACGUGCAAGCGUUUCACGUCUGCAACUACAAACAAACCGAUCAUCUCUGCUUCUUCAAUGGCGAACAAGGCCAAGGCUAUGGUAGAGGCCACAUCGAGGUCUUCAAUACCAACUUUACCUCUGUUGCCGCCGUCAGAGCUCAGAAUGGCAUGGCGAACCUCGACAUGCACGAGAACAGACUCACCAGCAACGGAAAGUCGAUUUACGUCACGUCGUACCACCCCGAGCGCUACGACCUGAGCGACUACGACAUCACCACUGGCGAAGGCUGGAUCCAGAACGUCAUCGUUCAGAGGAUUGACAUUGCGACGGGUGCUUUACUCUGGGAGUGGUCUGCGAUCGAGCAUGUGGCGUUGGCCGAGUCGUACGUUCUGCCGAAUGCGUCUGAAGUUGCUGGCACUGGCUUCUCUGCGGCAUCGCCAUGGGACUACAUCCACGUGAAUUCGGCGGAUGAGAACGACGAUGGCGAUGUCCUCAUUUCGGCCAGACAUGUCAAUACAGUCUUCAAGGUCAGCGGAGAGGAUGGGAGUGUAAUCUGGCGUCUGGGUGGGAAACACUCCGACUUUGAGCUCGAGGAUUUCAUCUUCAGUUCUCAGCAUGAUGCGCGCUGGAAAUCGUCGAAUGCUAGCACUGACAUCAUUACGCUGUUCGACAACGCCUCGAAUGGGUAUGAGUCCACAGCCGAAGCGUCGAGCGGGAUGAUCAUCAAGCUCAAUCACUCCACCGACCCUCCUCGGGCGACGUUGCUCCAGUCGUUCCCGGCUCCGGAAGGGAUUACAAUAUCAUCAUCACAAGGCAACGUGCAAUUGCUGGGGAACAACUCGGACUGGGCGACUUCGAACGCGUUUAUCGGUUGGGGCUCGCAGCCGUAUGUCACGGAGCACUUACCAAAUGGGACCGUAAUCUACCAAGCGAAUGUAAAUGCAGAUGGGCCUAUGAAUUACCGCGCGUUCAAGUUCAAUCUCACGACGAACCCGAGAGAAAAUCCGGCGCUGUACACAUACGCACGCAGCUCGGAUAGUGGUCCCACAGUGUUUUAUAUGUCUUGGAAUGGUGCGACCGAAGUUGCGAGAUGGAGGGUGUAUGGCCGCGGGAGUUGUAAUGCAGACUGGACUGAGUUCGGGACGGUGGAUAAGGAUGGGUUUGAAAUGAGUUAUCAGGUAGACGGUUAUUGGGAGUUUGGCUUGGUGGAGGCGUUGGACAGCGAAGGUAAUGGACUCCGAAACUCCUCGACGAGGGGUGUCAAGACAUUUGUGCCGAAGAGUGUGCUGCUGAAGAGUUGUGAUGAGAGUGGGUGUGGUGUUGCGACGGAGUAUGUGCGGGGUGACGGAGAUCAGGUGGCUAUGGAUACGAGGCCGGGGUGUUCGGCGUUGGUCAGUAAUGGCAUAUCAGACUCGUCGUUUGAUGAUGAUGGAUCAGGAUCAGGAUCAGGAAGUGGAAGCGGAAAUGGAAGCGAGAAUCUUGCGACGAGAGGUGUAGUUGGUUGGACGACGUUGAUGAUUGUCGCAGGAUUUGCGAUCCGCUUAGUGGCAUUAUGAGUUGGAUAAGGAGAAAAGUUCAACGAGCCGAGAUACACGGAGUAUUAAUGAUAAUAUUGUACAUGUCCUAA